AUGAGCGCCUCUUGCCUCCACAGACGGCUGCUUGGAGGGAUAACCCUCAAGGGCUGUCAGCAGCAGCUGCAGCAGCAGCUGCUGCGGGCCCCACAGCAGUCUUCUGCCUCUUAUAAGAAGCUGCUGCUGCUGCAACAGCAGCAGCAACAGCAGCAGCAGCAGCCGCAGCAACAGCAACGGCAUCAGCGGCAGCAGAGGCCGCUGGCGCUCCAGCAGCAGCAGCAACAACAACAACAGCAACAACAGAAUCUGCUGCGCUCAAGGAGGUUUUUUCAUGCUUCUUCUCCUGGUCGUCUUGUGGUUGAUUGUCCAUCGAUGGGGGAUUCAAUCUCUGAAGGAACUCUUCAACAAUGGAAAUGCAGUAAACCCUAA
This is a messenger RNA of Eimeria maxima, 372 nucleotides long. RefSeq names its product dihydrolipoamide succinyltransferase component of 2-oxoglutaratedehydrogenase complex, putative. The record is from RefSeq and is a predicted model, not a curated record. The transcript has 3 exons. NCBI's taxonomy places the organism in Eukaryota, Apicomplexa, Conoidasida, Eucoccidiorida, Eimeriidae. The coding region runs from base 1 to 372 and encodes 123 amino acids.